This is a messenger RNA of Balaenoptera ricei (Rice's whale), 9309 nucleotides long. RefSeq names its product eyes shut homolog (gene EYS). The transcript has 40 exons. The record is from RefSeq and is a predicted model, not a curated record. Gene Ontology annotation, biological process: establishment or maintenance of epithelial cell apical/basal polarity; heterophilic cell-cell adhesion. Gene Ontology annotation, cellular component: protein-containing complex; plasma membrane. Bases 1 to 9309 code for a protein of 3102 amino acids. NCBI's taxonomy places the organism in Eukaryota, Metazoa, Chordata, Mammalia, Artiodactyla, Balaenopteridae. Gene Ontology annotation, molecular function: calcium ion binding.
AUGACUGACAAAUUAAUUAUGCUUGUGAGCCUGGUGGUUCUUCACAGCAUGUUUAUAAAUGGAAGAACAACAUGUAAAUGGCACCUGGUGGAAGAAUGGCGUACACAGCCCUCAACAUAUGUGGUGAAUUGGACAGUGACAGAAAACAUCUGCCUGGAGUUCUAUGGGGAUUGUUGGUUUGGAGAUGUAAAUACUAAAAUGAAUACUUCUGGCAAUCAAGUUGUUCCCCAGAUUUGCCCUUUGCAAAUUCAAUUAGGAGACAUCCUUGUAAUUUCUUCUGAACCAUCUCUUCAAUAUCCAGAAAUAAAUGUGAUGAAUGUUUCUGAAGCAUCAUUCAUUGACUGUCUGCAAAAUACCACAACUGAAGAUCAGUUACUUUUUGGUUGCAAUCUAAAAGGAAUGCACACUGUUAAUUCUCAGUGGCUGAGUGUUGGGACACAUUAUUUCAUCACAGUAAUGCCAAGUGGUCCAUCCCUUUGUCAACUGGGACUUCGACUAAAUGUGACGGUGAAAGAGCAGUUCUGCCAGGAAUAUCUGAGUUCGGAGCUUUGCUCUGGGCAUGGUACAUGUCUUACUGAAGUUUGGAGCAAGAUAUACAGUUGCCAUUGCCAGCCUCCAUUCUCUGGGAAAUACUGCCAGGAGCUGGAUUCAUGUUCCUGUAAGCCAUGUAAAAAUAAUGGCAGUGGCAUUAAUAAAAGAGAAAAAUGGAAUAAGCAAGGAUAUGAAUGUAUCUGUCACCCACAAAUUACAGACAUAAAUUGUUUAGAAAUAAUUAGGCAGUGUCAACCACAUAUCUGUUUCCAUGGGAACUGCAGAAAUAUUACUGCAAAUAGUUUCAUUUGUGAUUGUGAGGAACCAUUUUCAGGUCCAUUCUGUGAGGAGUCAAUGGAACAUUGUGUUUCUCUGUCUUGUUGGAAAGGAGAAAUUAGUCAAAAUAAAAGCUCUGCUUACAUUUUGGAAUGCACAGAAGAAUUUCUCAAUCAAAACUGUGAAACCUAUGUCAAUGAGUGUUCACCAAAACCAUGUCAGAAUGGUACUGACUGCAUUGAUAUUCCAAAGGAUAUCAUGUGCAUGUUUUCACCAAUAUGUACAGUCAAGUUUUGUAAGCAACUUCAAACACCACUGGAGUCUUGUCCUUGCAAGAUUAAUGCCACAAGUAUGAAAUAUGAGAAAGAUUAUCAUUGCAGUUGUAUUCCAGGAUUUACUGGAAAAAAAUGUGAGAAAGUAAUUGACUACUGCAGACUUUUCACCAUCAACUGUCUGAAUGAAGGAUGGUGUUUCAAUAUAAUCGGAAGAUUCAGAUAUAUAUGCACUCCAGGGUGCACAAGAAAUUCAUGUCGAUUUGUAAAGAAUGCUUGCUUAAUUCAUCUGUACGCCUGCUACUGUGGAGCCAUCAGCCAUGAUAUUUGUCAAGCUGAAGUUGCAAGUCCUCCUCAAUUUAAAUAUGUGUGGCAAAUGAAAUUUACAGGAUCUGAAGGUGAAAAUCGUGAAGUGGUUACUGGUGGCUACUUCUUUCUCGCUUGCAGCUGGACGGAAGGUGCUGUCAGUCUGAACCGAUCCGAAGACCUUGGUCACGUGUGUUGGUUCCUACGUGAAGGAACAAGGAAGAUAUGUGUAAAUGGAUGUAGUUGGUUGAUUAAAGAAGAUGAUAAGGGAUAUUGGUGCCUAUGUACUUCCACAUGGUUUUGCAAAAUGUGUCUGGAAAACGCAGCUGACUAUGAAGAAAGUAGGUGUCAACAAGAAGCUAUUUAUGAAGAGGAAAUUAAUAUAUCCAGAUGCAGCUGUUUCCUUGGUCACGUGUUUAGAGUCGGUAUACUCAAUGUUGAUGACUGCUUAGGAAACCAGAGCACAUCAGUGCAAGGCCUCUGCCUGGCCCAUUUGCACACCUGCAGUUGUAGCUCUCUGCAAAGAUGUGAAAGACACAUGUGUGAAAUAGAAACUGAAGAUUGUAAAUCUGCGCCCUGCAGAAAUGGAGCAACAGGUACACAUUUAAGUGGCUAUUUCUUUGGCAAAUGUGUCCCAGGAUUUACAGGCAACAAAUGUAAAAUAGAAGUAGAUGAGUGUGCUUCACAUCCCUGCAAGAAUGGAGCCACCUGCAUUGACCAUGCUGGUAAUCAUUCCUGUCAAUGCGUGGCUCCAUUUAAAGUGGUUGAUGGCUUCUCCUGUUUAUGCAGUCUGGGCUCUGCUGGUCUGAGGUGUAAACAGGACUUUGAUGACUGCAUCCUAAAUGCCCAUGAGAACAAUUCUACCUGCAAAGAUCUGUGUCUGAACUACCAGUGCGUGUGCCUUUCUGGUUGGGAAGGAUAUUUUUGUGAACAAGAAUCCAAUGACUGCAAAAAGAAUCCCUGUAAGAACAAUUCCACCUGUACUGACCUUGGCAGUGGCUAUCGCUGUGAAUGUACAUCUGGAUGGACUGGACAGAACUGUAGUGAAGAAAUAAAUGAAUGCGACUCUGACCCAUGCAUGAAUGGAGGUCUUUGUCAUGAAUCUUCCACCCCUGGGCAAUUUGUGUGCCUGUGCCCACCCUUUUAUACUGGAAAAUUUUGCCAUCAACACUAUAACCCCUGCGAUCCACUCAGUGACUCUUGCCAAAACAAAUCGACAUGCUUGACUUUGGUAGAUGGAAAUCAUUAUUGCAUUUGCAGAGAAGGAUUUAAAGAUGAACACUGUGAAAUUAACAUGAAUGAGUGCUCCCCCCUUCCUUGUCAGAACUGUGGUGACUGUAAAGUUGGGGUCAACAAUUUCAGGAGUGUUUGCAGACCUGGGUUUUCUGGACCUCUAUGUGAAACUAGUGAGUGUUCCUCUAAACCUUGUCAAAAUAAUGGAAUCUCUGUGGAUCUGACAAGUAGACUUCUAUGUAAUUGUGAACCUGAGUAUCAUGGAUCUUUUUGUGAACUGGAUAUAAAUGAAUGUGAAAUCUCACCUUGUCCUGAUGGAGAAAAUUGUGUCAAAAGAACAGGUGGAUACAUCUGCCUCUGUGCUCCUGGUUAUUCAGGCAUCGAUUGUGAAAUAAAUAUAGAUGAAUGUCUAUCAAAGCCCUGUCUCCGUGACGGAACUUGUAUUGAUGGCAUAAAUCAUUACACCUGUGACUGCAAGAGUGGGUUUUUCGGAACACACUGUGAAGCAAAGGCAAAUGACUGCCUCUCACAUCCUCGUCUACAUGGCAGAUGCAUAGACUUCAUUGAUAAGUAUCAAUGUUCAUGCAGUGCAGAAUGGACUAGCUCAAGAUGUAACAUCAAGAUUAAUGACUGCACAUCUAUCCCUUGUAUGAAUGAAGGCUUCUGCCAGAAAGCAGCCCAUGGCUUUACUUGCAUUUGCCCAAAUGGUACAUAUUGUGAAGUAAAUAUUAGCAGUUGUACUGAGCCUGAACUGAAUGUGGUCCUCUGCCUUAACGGAGGGAUAUGUGUUGAUGGACCUGGACACACUUUUUAUUGCAGAUGUCUCCCUGGAUUUUCUGGGAAAUUUUGUGAAAUUAACAUAAAUGAAAGUUCUUCAUCACCAUGUCUAAAUGGUGUGAACUGUGAGGAUCACAUCAAUGGAUAUAUUUGCAAAUGUCAACAAGGGAGAUCAGGACGUCCCUGUGAGAAAGAACUUUAUGAGUGCCUUUCCAACUUACAUGUUCAUGGAAUGUGCAGAGGAAAUGAACCCGGUGAUGGCUUGCCAUGUUUAUGCACACCUGGACUUGUGACCUGCUCCAUUGGGCUUCUCUGUGGUAAUGAAAUAAGAAGAACCACCUGUUUACCUCCCAGCUCUCAAGGAAAAGAGGCCACUUCCACACAAACAUACACAGUGCCCACCUCGGGGACUUCAGUCAGUAGCAUCUCACCUGCCAGGGCUACCCAACUGUGGGCCAUAGUGAACACUCCUCCAGUUAGUCAAGGUCCAAAACAGACAGACAUUUUCCAGCACAACGUUCUCCCAACCACUGGUUUGGCAGCAUUAGAUAUUGGCACGUCCUCUGAAAGCUAUUUACUCGAAGAACUGAUUUCCACUAAAGAGAUUUCAGCAAAACACAGUCUUCCUUCUUCAGCAGAUGUUUCCUCUUCUCAGUUUCUGAAUUUUGGUGUUCAUGACCCAGCACAAAUCGUCGGGGGCAAAACAUCUGUAUCACGUAUGCCCAUCCAAACUCCAGCGGGCGCACCAGGACUCCUUUUCCCUGAUAGGGGAGAGAGCACCCUGUUUAUCGUCUCUUCCUUAAUGACAGAUUUUAUUUUUCCCACACAAUCUUUAUUAUCUGAGAGCUUCCGGACUGUUGUCUUGUCUGCUACCACAAUGAGUUCAGUAAUUAGUGGCGUUCCAGGGACUGAUGUUGAGUUAAACAGACACUCAUUACUCUCCCGUGGAUUCCCACCCACAACUGCUUCCAUGAGUGCACCUCCAGUCGUCUCUCAAGAGGAUAUUGAAGAAAAUUCAGCUCUUUCAUUAAUUUCAAGAAGAGAGUCCUGGAGACUGCUGAGCUCCUCGAUGUCUCCCAUUUCUCCUGCUAAGAUAAUCAUAUCCAAACAGGUAGCCGUCUUAAACUCAUCAACUCUGCACCGAUUCACCACACAAGCCUCCAUUCCCAGUGAAGAUCAGAUUAUUACCGAAGCAUCCAGCAACCAGAGACUCACAAAUAUCAAACCACAGGCUGCUGAUUCUUUAAGUGAAUUAAGCCAAACAUGUGCAACGUGUUCUAUGACUGAAAUAAAAUCCUUUCAUGAAUUUUCAGAUCAAGUUUCGCAUAGCAAACAGUCCCACUUUUACGAGACAUUUUGGAUGAAUUCAGCAGUAUUAGCCAGCUGGUUUGCACGAAUGGGAACUCAAACUAUCACUUCUGGACAUUCACUUCCUUUGGCUGCUGAAAUUACGCCAUCAGUGGCAAUCACAGAACUGUCAUCUUUAUUUCCUUCUACAAAGAGUACAAAAAGAGGAAUUUUAAUCUCAUCUGUAGAAGAAUAUGUUACCCUAUCAAGUAAUUUGGAUGUUAAUUUAUGUUUGGAUAAGUUGUGUUCAUCCAUUAUCCCUUCACAAACUGUCCCGUCAGACCUGAUGAAUUCGGAUUUGACUUCAAAACUGAUUACUGAUGAUCCUUCAGUAUCAGAAAACAUUUUUAAACUAUUGAAAAUAAGACCCUAUGGUAUAACUUUGGGUCCCACUGAGAUGCUGAAUGAAGACAAGUUCCUGGGCAUGCGAGAGCAUGAAGGGUCUUAUACCCGGUUCAAACCUCACACAAGGCAUGGGUCUCUAGAUUUUGAAUUAAACUUUCAAAGUCAUCCAGAAACUAUACAUUCAAGUGACCUCAAAAACAAGCUGCCACCACAUGUAGACUCCACAUCUGAUUUUUCAGAAGUAACCUCUCCUGUAGCAUUUUCUAUAGUUUCAGCAACUCAAUCACUUCCAAUACAGACCUCUGUCCCCAUGUCUGUAGUUAUGCCAGAUUGGACAUAUUAUACAGAUUAUCUGACCUUAGCACCUGAUUUAAAAGAAGAGGUCAGAACUUCUUCAGAAUGGUCCAGAUGGGAGCUGCAGCCUCGUGGGCAUGGUCAGGAAUCUCCUGAAGCAAGUCAAAGGCUUUCCAUCACUAGGUCUCUUAUCUGGUCUUCCCUGGAGCCCAUUCUGGCACCUCCUCAGCUGAUGAUUUCUGAUAUCAGUUGUGUUUGUUAUUAUGGAGAUUCCUAUCUAGAAUUUCGGAAUGUGUUUUUAAAUCCACAAAAUAACAUCUCCCUAGAAUUUCAGACCUCCAACGCCUAUGGACUCCUGCUCUACAUCAAACAAGACUUAGAUUCAGUAGAUGGACUUUUUAUUCAAUUAUUUAUUGAAAAUGGUACUUUAAAGUACCACUUUUUCUGUGCUGGUGAAGCAAAAUUGAAAAGCAUUAACACUACUAUUAAAGUGGAUGAUGGACAAAAGUAUACACUGCUUAUCAGGCAAGAAUUGAAUCCAUGUAAAGCUGAAAUGACUAUUCUAGGGAAGACUAUAAAAACAAGCGUAUCUAUUGAUUAUGUACCGGGAAAACUCCUGCCAGAAUCAGGGGCUGUCUUUAUUGGUGGACUUCCAGAUCUUCAUGGAGCAAACCAGAUUUCUGGACCAGUUGAGAAUUUUACUGGCUGCAUAGAAGUUAUAGAAAUCAAUAACUGGGGAUCUUUCAUCCCAUCCAAGGCAGUGAAAAAAAUUCACAUUGACAGUUGCAGAUCCCAGGAUUCUACGCCGCCAGCAACGUCCGCGUCUGUCGCUCCUCCUGGGGCCGCGGGAGGGGCCGGCUCCCCGGGGGCCUCGCUCGUCCCCCGCGCGGCGCCGGCCACGUGCCAGGGGCGCGUGUGUCACCACGGGGGCACCUGCCGCACCGUCCUCCUCCCGGGGGGCGUCUUCUCCUUCCAGUGCGACUGUCCGCUCCAUUUCACCGGCCGGUUCUGUGAACGAGAUGCAGGCUUAUUUUUUCCAUCUUUCAACGGGAAUUCCUACUUAGAACUGCCUUUUUGUACAACCCUGAGGAAGGAACGUAACAAAAUUGUUAACAUCUACUUGACGCUACAAACAAGCACUUUGAAUGGAACAAUUCUCUACAGUAAUGAGAAGAAUUUUGGACAACAGUUUCUUCAUUUAUUUCUUGUGGAAGGAAAGCCCACAGUUAAAUAUGGAUGUGGAAGUUCUCAAAAUAUCUUGACUCUUUCUGCUAAUUACAGCAUUAACAGAAAUGCAUUGAUCCCUAUAACAAUACGCUACACAAUGCCUGUUGGCAGCCCUAGGGUUGCUUGUAUGAUUGAAAUGGCUGCAGAUGGAAAACCUCCAAUAUGGAAAGAAGACACCAAGAUACCUCAUGUGUCCCAGGUAUAUUUUGAAAAAUUGUUCCUUGGCCAUAUCCCUGCAAAUGUUAAGAUUCCUAAGAAUGCAGGCCACGUUUGUGGAUUCAAGGGCUGCAUUCAAGAGCUUCAAGUAAACAACAAAGAAUUCUUCCUCAUCGAUGAAGCCCUGAGUGGGAAAAACAUUGAAAACUGCCACAUCCCUCGGUGUGAGCGUCAUCUGUGCCGCAAUAAUGGUACCUGUGUCAGUGAUAGUGAAACUUGGUUUUGUGACUGUCCAAGGCUGUACUCGGGCAAGCAGUGCCAGUUUGCAACUUGUGAAAGCAACCCAUGUAGAAAUGGUGCCACCUGUGUUCCUAAAUCUGGGACAGACAUUGUCUGCCUCUGUCCGUAUGGAAGGUCUGGUCUCCUCUGCACUGAAGCUGUUCACAUCACCCAGCCCAGUCUCAGUGGGAUGGAUGCCUUUGGAUAUACCUCGUUCCUGGCUUAUUCGCAGGUCCCAGACAUCAGCUAUGAUUACGAGUUCCACUUGAAGUUUCAGCUGGCAAACAACCACUCAGCAGUGCAAGACAACUUGAUAUUUUUCACCGGACAGAAGGGCCAUGGGCUGAGUGGCGAUGACUUCCUGGCCGUGGGUCUGCGCAGCGGCCGCGUGGUUUACAGUUACAACCUGGGAUCUGGCACAGCAAGUGUCAGCAGCGAUCCCCUCGAUCUGAGCCAUGGGAUCCACACUGUCCAUCUGGGGAGGUCCUUCCGAGCAGGCUGGCUGAAGGUAGAUGAUCAGCAAAAUAAAUCCAUCAUCUCCCCAGGAAAACUGGUUGGUCUCAAUGUCUUCAGUCAGUUUUAUGUAGGUGGCUACAGUGAAUACACUCCAGAUCUCCUACCAAAUGGAGCCGAUUUUAAAAAUGGCUUUCAAGGCAAAACUGCCAAGUUAACAUCAGGAGGAUACACGAGUGUACACCCAUCAGGGGCUCAAAUCACGCUGCCUUCUUUCUUAUCCUACAGCUGUAACUGUUCUGGUGGGUGGGAAGGAGCCUUCUGCACGGAGACAGUUCCCAUCUGCGACCCUGAGCAUGACCCCCCACACCGCUGCAGCAAAGGAGCAACCUGUGUUUCGUUGCCUCAUGGAUACACCUGUCACUGUCCACUGGGAACCACUGGGGUCUACUGUGAACAAGCUUUGUCUAUAAGUGAUCCAUCUUUCAAAAGCCACGAAUUAUCCUGGAUGUCUUUUGCUUCCUUUCCCGUUCGAAAAAAGACACAUAUUCAAUUGCAGUUCCAGCCUCUUACUGCAGAUGGCAUCCUAUUCUAUGUUGCCCAACGCUUACAAGCACAGUCAGGUGAUUUUUUAUGUAUCUCUUUAGUAAACGGUUCUGUUCAACUCCGCUACAAUCUUGGUGACAGAACUAUCGUUCUAGAAACUCUCCAAAAAGUAACUAUUAAUAGAAGUACUUGGCAUGUGAUAAAAGCAGGAAGAGAUGGUGCAGAAAGCUACCUGGCUUUGGAUGGGAUAAAUGUAACAGAAAAAGCCAAUGCUAAAAUGACCUCCCUGGACACAAAUACCGACUUCUAUAUUGGAGGAGUGUCAUCCUUAAAUCUUGUAAAUCCCAUGGCAACAGGGAAAGAACCUGUAGGUUUUCAAGGUUGUGUUCGAGAAGUUAUUAUAAAUAACCAAGAAUUACAAUUAACCGAAUUAGGAGCAAAAGGUGGUUCAAAUGUAGGUGACUGUGAUGGGACAGCCUGUGGGUACAAUGUGUGCAAAAACAGGGGUGAAUGUAUAGUAAAUGGCACAACUUUUUCUUGCAGCUGCUUACCACAUUGGGCAGGAAAUACAUGUGACCAGUCUGUGUACUGUUUGAACAAUCUUUGCCUCCAUCAAUCUCUAUGUAUACCUGACCAAUCAUUUUCUUACAGUUGUUUGUGUACUUUGGGUUGGGUGGGAAGGUAUUGUGAAAACAACACUUCAUUUUCAACUGCAAAAUUUAUGGGUAAUUCUUACAUUAAAUACACUGAUCCAGAUUACAGAAUGAGAAAUCUUCAGUUCACUACUAUAUCCUUAAAUUUCAGUACUACUGAAACAGAAGGUUUAAUUGUAUGGAUAGGAAAAGCUCAAAAUGAAGAAAAUGAUUUUCUGGCCAUUGGUCUCCAUAACCAGACCCUGAAAAUAGCAGUUAACUUAGGAGAAAGCAUCUCUGUACCUAUGAUUUAUAGCAAUGGUACAUUCUGUUGCAAUAAAUGGCACCAUUUAAUUAUAAUUCAAAAUCAGACUCUUAUUAAGGCCUACCUAGAUGACAAUCUAAUUCUCUCUGAGGAUACUGAUCCACACAAAAAGUUUGUUGCUCUAAACUAUGGUGGUAUUUGUUAUCUAGGGGGCUUUGAAUAUGGCCGAAAGGUAAAUAUUGUUACUCAAGAGAUUUUUAAAAGAAGUUUUGUUGGCAAAAUUAAAGAUGUAUUUUUUCAGGAUUCAAAAAGAAUUGAGUUAAUUAAAUCAGAAGGAUACAAUGUUUAUAAUGGUGAUGAACAAGAUUAG